AAAUAGUGUCCAGUAAUAAUAACCUAAUGAUUAUAAAUGGCCUCAAGAUCUGCUGAGGAUAAUCAGCGAGGUCAGGAAGCUGGUGAAUAUCUCCAACAGGAUACAAAAAAUGUCGGGGAACCCUUCGAAGAAAAAGCUCAUCAGCAAAGUCAACGUGGAGAUGAAUUUGUGUUCCAAAGCCGUAUGGAAUACCUGAUAAUUUUUCUCACUCUACAAUCGGGAAAUAUGAACUUCAUAAUGACAGCCACUAAUUGCGCUCAGUACAAAGGAAUCUCCUUCUUGAUACUCUACAUCAGCAUCCACCACCUUGUAAUAGUGCCUCUUCAAUGCCAGCAUCUUUUUCUUGGAUACUACUCAAAAUUUGGAUACAUAAAAGUAUGGAACAUUUUUCCGAUCGGAUACGGUAUCGGUGCCAGUAUGAUGGCAUUUUCUCUCUACACAUGCAUUAUCUCGAGUACGUUGAUCGGUCAGCUGCUUCUUCAGUUGUGCUAUUUGCCCUUCAUGCCAGAUAAUUACUGGACAGAUUGCAGCUACGAAUCUAAGAACCUACCACCGUGUUUCGAACUGAACUCUAAACAUGGAACCAUAGAUUGCAAUAAGACUUACUACCCGGGAGCUGCACAGUAUUAUCGCCUCUCGAAUCUUUGGCGUCCAGAAGAAAAACCGGAUAGAAUCGGGCCCAUUAACGAAAAGUGGAUCGCCCUUUCAGCAAUCGUAUGGAUAGUCGUCUGUAUCUUGACCAACCGCGAUUUCAAGUCGUUCAAAGGAGUGUUUGCGAAAAUGAUGUACUUCCUAACGUUAGUGUCUUUUCUGGUGGUAAUUUUGCAAUGGACGAUCCAAGGUCACUCGCAAAAAGGGUCCUUACUCAUGUUGGAUUUCAGUGGAUUGUUCAACUACAAAAUUUGGGUCAAAGCCCUGACUCACGCGAUUCUGAUGUCUCAUAUUUGCGAAGGAACUAUCAUUCAAUUAGGAAGUUAUGGCCCAGAAAACACCAUGCCUGAUACUGAUGCAUUUCUGGUUGGCUCUUUAGCAAGUACACUGCAGUUUUUGGGAGUCUACUACGUUUACUCGUCGUACGGAUCAAUGUCCGAUUACUAUGCCGUUGACAUUAGCUGUUUCAUCUGGCCAUAUGAAAUCGUUAUAAUGGCUUUGAUUCCGACCCAAUUUUCCCCCUUCCCCAUGGCCAGGAUCUGGAUCCUUGGGGUUUUUCUGAUGCUUGUUGUAAAAGGCAUCAUGGAAAUGACUAUAAUUUUCACGGCAACAGUGAACUCAUUUCUGGAAGCAUUUCCAUCGGCGAAAGCGUACAGAUCGUAUUUAGUCAGCGUGGUUACUGUUAGCUGCUUCUCAGUGAGCCUCAUCUUCACAACGAAGGUGGGAGAGAUAUUCACUCAUCAUUUUCUCGAUUUUGUCGCGACCUUCGUCGCCCUGCUUAUUCUGGCAAUUAUGUCAUCCCUUAUUCUUUUUUCUUAUUCCAUCACCCGACUCUGUGAUGAUAUUCAAUUCCUGCAUAAAUUUGAACCUACGGUCGUGAUGAAAGCAGUUUAUUACUUGACGCCAUUGGUUACGACAUAUUACACACUCUCUAACUUGGCGGACAUCCUGUCAUUAUCGGACGAAAUAAGUACCCUUUAUGAUGGACUCAGAAAUCUACAGCCUUUCUUGAUAAUAUCCUGCGUCGCCCUUGUGACCCCUCUUCUCUUGACCAGCGUUAUUUUAUACGGGAUACAUGUACGAACACACACAGUAGCGAUGCUGUUUCAUCCGACGAGACUUUGGGGCUGUCCAGACGAAGAACUCAAUAAGGCCCGACGGCUAUUUAAUCCGAGACGUGAGCUACGCUACAAAGCGCGAAAACCUUGUGCCCACAUAUGUUUGCUCGAUAACAAGCGCAUGCAGAUGGAAAUUCAGAAAAGGGAAGCUAUCAGAAAUAGAGUGAAACGGUACGGGUUUGAAGCGAUGAAUGAAACUGCCUGA
Athalia rosae (coleseed sawfly) is the source of this 1974-nucleotide messenger RNA. RefSeq names its product sodium- and chloride-dependent glycine transporter 2-like. Gene Ontology annotation, biological process: sodium ion transmembrane transport. The record is from RefSeq and is a predicted model, not a curated record. Bases 37 to 1974 code for a protein of 645 amino acids. Gene Ontology annotation, cellular component: membrane. The transcript has 12 exons. NCBI's taxonomy places the organism in Eukaryota, Metazoa, Arthropoda, Insecta, Hymenoptera, Athaliidae.